Molecule: messenger RNA, 555 nt
Organism: Hydatigera taeniaeformis
Lineage: Eukaryota; Metazoa; Platyhelminthes; Cestoda; Cyclophyllidea; Taeniidae
Source: the annotation of a GenBank genome assembly
GCAAUCACUAAUAGGGGGCCUCCAAUCAAGAGCACUCGAAUGAGUGUGCUAGAUACUGGGCCAGUACCCUCUACUGGAAUUAAGCCCUGCUCGAGCUCUCCCUGCGACACUAAAAACACUAAACAAACUGAUGAAAUAUUGAACUCGAUCCUACCUCCAAGAGAAUGGACAGAUAAUAAUCAAUUGUGGAUUCAACAAGUAUCGAGUACACCAGCCACUCGUCUUGAUGUUGUUAAUCUACAAGAGGAAUUAGACAGACGCCUCCAACAGCGACAAGCUCGAGAAACUGGCAUUUGUCCCAUUCGGCGAGAGCUGUAUUCGCAGGUCUUUGACGAGCUUAUUCGCCAAGUAACCAUCAAUUGUACUGAAAGAGGUCUGUUACUUCUGCGCGUAAGGGAUGAGAUCAGAAUGACCAUUGCUGCAUAUCAAACGCUAUAUGAAUCUAGUGUUGCUUUCGGCAUGCGGAAGGCCCUUCAAGCCGAACAGGGAAGGGCAGAACUUGAUAAGAGAGUGAGUUUCUGGCAUUUAUACAGGAAUUUAAUAGAGGUCAUGUAA